Polypterus senegalus (gray bichir) is the source of this 3606-nucleotide messenger RNA. It is a transcript of the gene eps15l1a, whose product is annotated as epidermal growth factor receptor pathway substrate 15-like 1a. Gene Ontology annotation, molecular function: calcium ion binding; cadherin binding. NCBI's taxonomy places the organism in Eukaryota, Metazoa, Chordata, Cladistia, Polypteriformes, Polypteridae. Bases 44 to 2908 code for a protein of 954 amino acids. Gene Ontology annotation, cellular component: clathrin coat of coated pit; cytoplasm; plasma membrane. The transcript is spliced from 27 exons. Gene Ontology annotation, biological process: endosomal transport; endocytosis. The record is from RefSeq and is a predicted model, not a curated record.
CUCCGCCCCUACACGGCAGCGCGCUCCCGCGGCGUCAGGGAAGAUGGCGGCGCUCACCAAUGUUCCUCAGCUCUCCAGUGGGAAUCCUGUGUACGAGACACUUUAUAGGCAGGUAGAUCCUGGUAACUCUGGUCGGGUAGGACCAACGGAAGCUGCAUUAUUUUUAAAAAAAUCAGGACUGCCAGACGCAGUUUUGGGAAAGAUUUGGGAUUUGGCAGACCCAGAAGGAAAAGGAUUCUUAGAUAAACAGGGUUUUUAUGUUGCCUUGAAACUCGUCGCAUGUGCACAAAAUGGCCAAGAUGUCAGCAUUAGCAGCUUAAAUGUCAGUGUCCCACCACCAAAAUUUCACGAUACCAGCAGUCCCUUAUUAAUUGCAACUCUGCCAUCCACGGACUCACACUGGGCAGUUAGGCCAGAAGAGAAGGGGAAAUUUGAUGGAAUCUUUGAAAGUCUGUUACCCGUCAAUGGCCUCUUGUCUGGGGAGAAGGUGAAGCCAGUGUUGAUAAAUUCAAAGCUACCUCUUGAUGUAUUGGGACGGGUGUGGGACUUGAGUGACAUUGACAAAGAUGGACACUUGGACAGAGAGGAGUUUGCUGUGGCAAUGCACCUUGUGUACAGAGCAUUGGAGAAGGAGCCUGUUCCUUCUGUAUUACCUAGUUCUCUAAUUCCUCCUUCAAAGAGAAAGAAAAGCCCAGCUUCGCUCCCUGGCUCAGUACCAGUACUUCCAGGUUCUGUGCCUGUACUCCCUGCCAGUCCGCCACCGAAGGACAGCCUACGCUCCACACCAUCUCAUGGUAGCAUGACCAGCUUAAACAGUACUGGGAGUCUUUCACCAAAACAUUCUGUAAAGUCCACUCAGCAAACUGUCAACUGGGUGGUUCCAGCUUCUGACAGAGGCCGAUAUGAUGACAUCUUCCUCAAAACGGAUAUUGACUUGGAUGGCUUUGUUAGUGGCCAUGAAGUCAAAGAAAUCUUUAUGCACUCUGGUCUACCCCAAAACAUGUUGGCUCAUAUCUGGGCCUUGGCUGACACUCGGCAAAUGGGCAAGUUGACCAGAGAACAGUUCGCUUUAGCCAUGCACCUUAUCCAACAAAAAGUCAGCAAAGGAAUUGACCCACCUCAGGCUCUCACUCCAGACAUGAUUCCCCCAUCUGAAAGAGCAACCCCCGUAUCGAGUCUUUCAGGAUACAUGACCCCUGGGACGCCUGACAUGGCAUCACUAACUGAAAUGCGUCGUGACAGCACAAGCUCUGUUGGUUCCGGGGAGUUCACGGGCAUUAAAGAACUGGAUGAUAUCAGCCAGGAAAUUGCACAGCUUCAAAGAGAAAAAUUCACUUUGGAGCAAGACAUAAGAGAGAAAGAAGAAGCCAUCAGACAAAAGUCCAACGAGGUGCAGGAGCUGCAGAAUGACCUGGAUCGGGAGACGAGCAGUUUACAAGAGCUUGAAGCUCAAAAACAGGAUGCUCAGGAUCGCUUAGAAGAGAUGGACCAGCAGAAAGCAAAGCUUGAAGACAUGUUAAAUGAUGUGCGGCAGAAGUGCCAGGAGGAGUCUCAGAUGAUUUCUUCACUACAGACACAGAUCCAGUCUCAGGAAUCUGACUUGAAGAGUCAGGAGGAAGAACUUAGCCGAGCAAAGGUGGAGCUAAAUCGUCUACAGCAAGAGGAGGCUCAACUGGAGCAAAGCAUUCAAGCAGGCAGAGUACAGCUGGAAACCAUUAUAAAAUCCUUGAAAGCGACACAGGAUGAAAUCAAUCAGGCAAGGAGUAAGCUUUCUCAGAUCCAAGAGAGCCAGCAGGAAGUUUCAUUGAGUAUUGAGCAAUACAACUCUGCACUGAAUGGGACUCACUGUGGAAGCAUGACUAACCUGGCAGAUAUGAGCGAAGGCAUUUCUGAGAAAGAGAAUGGUGGCUUCGGUGCCAUGGAGGAGCCAUUUAAAGCUAAACUGUCAGUGUUCAAUAAUUCUGUUCAGGAGUUGCACACAGACCCCUUCCAGUCAGAGGACCCUUUUAAAACGGAUCCAUUUAAAGGUGCAGAUCCUUUCAAGGGCAGCGAUCCUUUCCAGAAUGAUCCUUUUGCAAAACCACAGGCAGCACCAUCAGAUCCUUUUGGUGGUGAUCCCUUCAAAGAAACCGACCCAUUCAAGAGCUCCACAACAGACGAUUUCUUUCGAAAAUCAACGAAGAGUGAUCCCUUCACGUCAUCAGACCCCUUUAUAAAAAGUGCAACACUCCCCUCCAAGUCCCAUUUCCCAAAUGCUGAUCCCUUUGCCCCAACGACUAAAGGAUCAGAUCCAUUUGGAACACUUGACCCUUUUGGAAGCAGCACCUUUGGAAGCACAGGUGGAUUUGCUGACUUUAGCCAAAUGUCAAAGAGCCAGACGCCCCAUUCUGAUCCAUUUACAUCUUCAUUCAGCGGUCAGAGUUUCCCAGAAGACCCCUUUAGAGGCAAGCAAGACACUCCUGCACUCCCACCAAAGAAAAAUGUGCCUCCAAGGCCCAAACCUCCAAGUGCGCUGGGCAGAUCAUUCUCCAGUAAAAGCACUCCAGUAAACCUGCCGGGCUCGGGUGACUCCUCCAAAUCUGGUGACCCUUUCCAGCCUUUUGGUGCUGACGACAGCGACCCCUUUCAAAGCAAAAAGGGCUUUGGAGACCCAUUUAGUGGCAAAGACCCUUUUGCUACUUCUUCCUCAAGUAAAGCUUCUAAAGACUCUUCCUUGGGUUUUGCAGACUUCAGCUCUCCCUUCACCCUCCAUGAAUCCUGUCUUGUUGUGCCUCAUGGUCCAUGGUAUGCAGCUUGCAGCAGCAGUUUGGAAAUGAAGCCCAGCAGCUGGAAUGGGCGAAGAGGGAAAGCGAAAGGGUGGAACAGGAAAGACUGGAGAGGUUGCGAAGACAAGAGCAGGAAGAUCUAGAACUGGCCAUCGCACUCAGCAAAGCAGAAAUGAGCAAUGCUUGACCAGUGGGGCCAAACUGUCCAGCAUGAACUUUAAUAUAAUGGGCUGGUCAUAUGGGGCAAGGGGCUUACAGUAAGAAACACUCCUAAUGAAGCUGAACUUUUUUUUUUAAUGGUGGGGGGAAAUUUGGCAUUUUCUGAAUUUUGGGACUGAAGAACAGGAAGGAAGUCGUCCUCUCCUCAUUGUGAAUGAAGUGAAACACUGUAAAUGAAAUGUAUCAUAAAAUAAAAAUGGCGUAUAGCUGCUACUCAAGUAGAUGAGGGACGGGGGGUGGUACGGGCAGGUCUGGCAUUGCACAGAGCUAAAAGGUUUGAAGCGAUGCCAUUUAUGUUUGCCUCAAACAAAUGUGUACGAAAGUUGUGAAGAGGUCUGGUUAUCAUUCACGCUUAACUUUUCUAAGCCUAAAAAUGGGACUAUUCCUAACAAAAAAAAAUGUAGAAUGAUGGAGGCAGUGAAAGGAAUGCUUAGGGUUCAAAGAAAUGAGGAGCGAUUCCUGCUUUUGUCGCUCCUUAAAAAUAAAAAAUGAAUAAUAAAUAUCGCUGAGCCCACCACCCCCACCCCCCAAACAUCACACUGAGCUCUGUGAACAAUGUUGUUUUUUAUUUCUCUCCAAUAUUUGAAUUGCAGCAUGAUGCCAAGCUGUUUUAUUUUAAAAA